AUGGCGGAAAUCCGUCGCAAGUUGGUCAUCGUCGGUGACGGUGCCUGUGGAAAGACCUGUCUGCUCAUUGUCUUCUCCAAGGGUACUUUCCCAGAGGUCUACGUCCCGACUGUCUUCGAGAACUAUGUCGCCGAUGUCGAGGUGGACGGCAAGCAUGUUGAGCUAGCGCUAUGGGAUACCGCCGGCCAGGAAGAUUACGACAGACUCCGACCGCUCUCCUACCCCGACUCGCAUGUCAUCCUCAUCUGUUUCGCCGUCGACUCGCCCGACUCGCUUGAUAACGUGCAGGAAAAGUGGAUCUCAGAGGUCCUGCACUUUUGCUCGGGUCUACCUAUCAUCUUGGUGGGUUGCAAGAAGGAUUUGAGAUACGACCAGAAGACCAUUGAGGAGCUGCACAAGACUUCGCAGAAGCCCGUGACGCCUGAGCAGGCCGAGGAUGUCCGCAAGAAGAUUGGUGCUCAGAAGUACCUCGAGUGCUCCGCGAAGACCAACGAGGGCGUUAGGGAGGUCUUCGAGCAUGCAACACGCGCUGCGUUGCUCACACGGAAGAAGAGCAAGAAGAGAGGUUGCAACAUCUUGUGA
Molecule: messenger RNA, 582 nt
Organism: Ramularia collo-cygni
Lineage: Eukaryota; Fungi; Ascomycota; Dothideomycetes; Mycosphaerellales; Mycosphaerellaceae
Product: GTP-binding protein rhoA
Exons: 5
Coding region: 1-582 (193 amino acids)
Biological process (GO): small GTPase-mediated signal transduction
Molecular function (GO): GTPase activity; GTP binding
Source: RefSeq, a predicted model, not a curated record